Striga asiatica is the source of this 1398-nucleotide messenger RNA. The record is from the annotation of a GenBank genome assembly. Lineage: Eukaryota; Viridiplantae; Streptophyta; Magnoliopsida; Lamiales; Orobanchaceae.
AUUUAUUUACGUGAAUGGUUAUGGGAAGAAGUUGGGCCUGGCCUGGUAUUACCACGGGUCCGGUUAAAAAACCGGUACAUACAGGCCGGUUCUGGGUUGACCCAGUGGCCAUUUCUACUCAGCAGCCCCCACACUCCGUGUGUAACUUGUCCAUGUAUAUAUACAUACAUGCUUUCAUCGUUAGCGGAGAUUCUGUUCAGUGUUCUCACACACGGGGCCCACAGAACAGCCAACUUGAAAGAAGCAUCCAAAUUUCCAAAGAUCCCUCUCAGUUUCCAGCCAGGAUGGCUGGGGCUGUGUCUGUAGUGGGUUCGUCUUUGGUUGAAUCGAAGCCUUGUCCGUGCCUGUGUUUUGAUGCUCUGCCUUCUUGCAAUUUGACCGGUGGAGAUUUAAUCUCGCAGAGGAAUACAAUUGGUAGAAAGCAUGCGCCUCGUUUGGGUUCGUUGGAUUUGAGAAGUUCAUUUCUUGAUUAUUCCUCGGUUAGAACUCUUUCGAGUGCGAAGAUUCUGAGGAAGCAGAGGAAAAAUAAGAGUCUUGUGGUGGUAGAUGAACUGGCUGGGCAGUAUGAAGACAAUUUUGAAGAUGUGAAAAAGCAAAUUCUGGAUUAUUUCACUUACAAAGCUGUGAGGACUGUGUUGUACCAGCUCUAUGAAAUGAACCCUCCUCAGUAUCGCUGGUUCUAUAAUUAUGUUGCAUCGAACGAACAUGGUUAUGGAAAGAGCUUUAUCCGCAACCUUGCAAAGGACAAGCAAGAACUUGCGGAAAGAGUGAUGGUAACACGGCUUCACCUCUAUGGAAAAUGGAUCAAGAAAUGCGAUCAUACGGAAAUGUACCAACGGAUUUCAGACCAGAAUCUUGAGUUGAUGCGUGAAAGGCUUAAAGAGACUGUGAUAUGGCCCACGGACGAUACCAACACUGAAGUGGUGGGUUGAAGGGCAUUACAAAUUGGGUGGUUCUUGGAGAAGGAUGUAUGUAGUAUUUGCCUAUUCUUUAUCAGUUUUCUGCGUGUGUUCAUCUGAUAUGUUUGGCUAUUCUAUCUUGUGUGUAUAGGGAUUCGAUUUUCACGGCUAUUUUAGAAUUUCGUAAUUGCUAGUAUGGUAAUAGUAUGUUUGUGAAUGGUUUUAUGGUGGUGGGCUGCUUGUGUUCAACCAACAAAUGGGUGAGCUGAAAAUGGUCGGAACACAAAUGGCCAAGUCAGUAGAAAUGUCAUGUUUUUUUAUCACCUUAAAUAUGAGUUAUCAUUUGGAAUUUUCUAAGUGAAGGAAAGUGAUCUCUCUCUCUCUCUCUCUCUCUCUCUCUCUCUCUCUGUGAUCUCUCUCUCUCUUCUUGUAAAGAUUUGCUUAACUGCAGGUUUGGUUGUUUGGGUAUUGAACUCAGGCUUGGAAUUUAUGUUACAAU